Molecule: messenger RNA, 3900 nt
Organism: Plasmodium knowlesi strain H
Lineage: Eukaryota; Apicomplexa; Aconoidasida; Haemosporida; Plasmodiidae
Product: protein phosphatase PPM12, putative
Exons: 1
Coding region: 1-3900 (1299 amino acids)
Source: RefSeq, a predicted model, not a curated record
AUGCAGAAGCUCCUGAGCAAAUGUUUAAGUGGAAGCAACUCGGAUAAUGAAGGUAUGGGGGAUGAAGGACUUUUAAAAACAUGUAAAAUUGUAAUAGGCUUGGGAGACAACCUAGACGAGAUAAACUGUAUGAACGUUGAACAGAUAGACAAUGAUUUCUUGUGUGGGUUUGAACAUUACGCGAAGAAGAACUCCACAGAAGCCUUACGAAUGAGUGGAUCGAAUGGAAGCACACGAACAUAUAUAUCAAACUUGAAUGAGUACUGUGAGAACCAUUUUAAUGAAAUGUUUAAUAUUGAAUAUGUAGAUUUUCCGUUAUCAUUUUACCAAGUCAUUUUUUUAAAUUUCUUCAGCUCUUUCACUGAAAAGGAGGGGAGAAGGAAAAAAGAAAAAAUGUCAUGGGAAGAUAACAUAUACGUAAUGAACAGAUUUUACCAAAAAAUGAAAAAACAAAAGUACAUCCUGCUUCAUAGAGCUAAUUCAAUUCCUCAUAAAAAAAAGAAAAAAAAAAAUGUGAAUUAUCAAAAUGGGGAUGCGUUUUUUUGUACUGACAACAUGAUAGCCAUAGCAGAUGGAGUUUCUUCCAUUAAAAAUAGUGGAAUAAAUGUAGGCAAUUUUUCAAAUGAGCUUUUGAAAAAAUGCUUAAAUUUGUAUCUACACCGGUGUGUGAACAGUGCUUUAUUUGAGGAGCAAAAUCGGGUCGUCUUUGAUCAAUACAGCAUCAAACAUAGGGAAGAGGAAGUGCUCAAGCCAGUUGUAUGUAGAAGCGCGUGCUCGUCUAACUUUUUGGGAGCAUCCACACUAUUGCUCUCAUCUAUGGAGAAGGAAAGGUUGCAUAUUUGCACAAUUGGAGAUUGCCAAAUGUUGAUACUACGACUUAGGAAGAGUAUCUUUCCAGAUAAACGCAUCCGGGCGGUGCAGAGCAACAUGGGAGCCAAUCAAUUUUUGGGAAAUUCUUACAAACGGGAAAGUGCUUUUGCGGACACGCUGCAAGAUGGCACUUAUGCAGAUAUGUGUAAUGACCCCCCUGAUGAGGAAACCGUUGGGGACCCAUUGAAUGCGACUGAUCAGGGUUUUAAAUCGAAGAGGUACAAGUCGCCAAAGGGACCCGCUCUUAGUUCAUCCCAUGUGAGUAGUAGCAAAAAAGUUGCUCUUGAUCACACCGCACAGGAAGGCAAAUUCAAGCUAAAAGGAUUGUAUGAAGAGAGGAAGGAGCUUUACAGAAAAGAACUCUUUAAAGAGGAAAUCGGAGAUAAAGGUGCUUCGGGAGAUUGUAAGUCUAUCACAUUAUACAUGGAAGAGGAGCUAACUGCAGAUAUGUGUGAACAGUUUGAAGCGUACUUGGCUGAUAAGAAUUACAAAAUAGGAAAAUUAACCUUUGUGGUGAAGGAGGAAGAGGACUGUCCCCAUGGAACUACAUUCCCUGACCCCAUUACAGGGAGUUAUUCUAAUACGAAGACAGGGUGCCCCCUAGGCGAGAAAUAUUCUCACACCACAGAGAAUGACUGGUACGAAAAUGAAAACCAACCACUUUCAACCGUGAAUACUAUGGAUGAAAGUGGGUAUAGAAAUUUAUUGCGUUUUUUUGACAUGGAUCGGACGGACAUUUCGGCCUUAGACAAAGGGGGGGAGGAUUAUCUAAAGUAUGUUGAGGAAAAAUCUACUGAUGGGAAUUACCAACCUGAAAUAGGAACGGUCAUGAACAGAAGCUGGAGUGGGGAAAACAGCCAAAAGUGUGUCCAGGUUAACCAAUUUAAUAAUUAUCGAUUUAGGUGCUUUGACACGGAUAAGAAACACUUCGAUAUAAUUUACAAGUCAAAAGUGCAGCAACAUUAUUUUAACUGUCCUUUCCAAAUAACAUUCAUGCCUUCUACUCUGGGAGGUCAAGUGGAUAAGGAAGCAUCCAAUAGGGGAAGGAGAAGUGUAGGCACAAGGGGAUCAGACGCAAACAGGUUGAGCCAACCCAGUAAGAUUAAAAUGAGCACAUAUAACGACAUAAUUUCAAAGUGCAUCCGAUAUUGUGAAUACGCCACCAUUGACGUAAAAAAUAAUGACAUUAUAAUAAGUGGAAGUGAUGGAUUGUUCGACAAUCUAUACGACGAUGACAUUAUGAAAAUUUUGUUCAAUAAUUUCUACACAGUUAAGUGUAACGAAUUUGUCCAACUAAAAGAGAUCUAUAAUUUUUAUGAUGAUUGUAGCAGUGUAUUACGCAAGGUGAAGGACAACACUUUGGGAGAAUGGAAAAAGGGGAAGAAAUCGGAACGCACAUUUUCUGGUGCGAUAAAUCAGGCUUCUGAUGUGGAUGUUAAUGCAGAAGACGGGGAAGAGCUCAAAUGGAAAGGUAAACCGAAUUCGGUGGAUGGUGAGUCAUCCGAUACUCAACAUUCUGAGGAAGACAACCAUUCACUUUUAUCUCUUGAAGAGGGGGAUAAUAAAGGCAAGAACGAAAUGAAGGGGGAGGUGCACAAAUUGGAGGUCAUCCCAGAUGGGGAGGAAGAAGCGGAAAAUGGGGACCUGUUGUCAGGAAAUAUCAAUUCGUUUGAUUACACAGGUGGACGACGAAAUAAGACAAACGGCAGUGAGAACAACUUGGAUGAAGAAAAGAAGAAAGAGAAGGAACGAAAAUACUUCUUAAGCAAAAAGCAUAGGAGCAACAUAAGCACGGCCAUGCUACGGUUGAAAUUUCCUUCUAAAUUAAAGAGCAUGUUUUCGAUGAAUGCGAAGGAAAGGAGAAGGGAAAAGGUAAGGGAGAAAAGCGACAGGGGAGAAAAAGGCGAAUCGGAACGAAGAAAAGAUCUCCCAAAGGCGGACAAAAGUCGGAACGAAGAACAACACCAUGGAGAGGGGCCAAAACGAAAUUUACAUGAAGCUAAAAAGGGUGCACGUAACUUGUUCGCCCAGAAAAAAAAAAUUGAUUACGGUAAAAAUGACAACAGUUAUUCUGAACAUUCCCGUGGGUCAUUAAAUAGAAAGAACCUCAAUAUUGGAGCGCAUUUAAAAAAGAAUGACCAUUUGGGGAAUCCCUCUGAAAGAGACACAGAUUCAGAUGACCUCACGUUGGACAAUGAGGGUAACUCGAAAGUGGCUUCCAAUUCCAAUGCGCAGGGAAAAGCACAUGGGCCCGGGGGGGUAUGUAAUUUCGCUAAGCCUAGGGUUGAGGAUUGUGGAGUUACCAACGGGUCGACUGACUGGCCUGGAAAUGUACUCCAGCGGGGGGCGCGCCAAAGGACAACGGAAAUAAUCGCAAACGAUCGGGUAUGUCCAUUGAGGAGGGAAAAAACGAACGACACGGAUAAGUGGAUAAUGGAACAGAAUACGCUUCCUGGUAAUUCAGAGCACGAUAGUUAUCGUACAAGCGGUAUAAAAAGUGGAGGAGAAAAGAAAAAAAAAAAAAUUAUUGUCCAAAGAAAAAUAAACUGUGGCACUUUUCCAUACGAGCCAACCGAUCUUGUCCUCUUCGACGAAAGUAACAACAUUUACUUAAACAUGAAGAAGGCGUGUGAUGAGAUUGUGCAGUUGUCCAGCAUUUUAGCCAACCAAGAGGUGAACAAAACUUUGCUAAGGAAGAGAAGGAAGAAUUACAACGCACAGCGUGAAAAUAUGAAUGGUAAAGGAAAAGAAAGUUCUCCUCACAAUGCACACAUGUAUAAUCCGUUGGACAAAAUUAAAAACGAUAAGCACCCUUCCAAGGAGUCCCCUUCAUCCAUCUAUGAAAAGGAAACGCACUUGUUUGAUAAAGUUAACUACGAUGAUAUACAAUCAAACAAGUCCAGCGAUAAAAUAAUUUUAACGCCAAUAUCAGAGUUCAUCUUUGAUAAAUAUAAGAAAUAUUUUAAUAUGGGGAAGCCGGACGAUAUAACUGUCGUACUUUCGUUGGUGAAGGAGAACAAAUACUGUUAG